AUGACAUUAAUAUUAUGCUUGUUCACCAUUGCAAUCUCGCUUCUGCUCUCGUCGACUCCAGUCUCUGCUCAUUUCUUCCCCAAUAUCACAUCGAUACCGCCGUUGUUAAAUGCCACAAACGGCCCGUGGGACUCCUUCCGAAACUUCUCCGGCUUCCACGCAGGCGAUAAAUCCGACGGCUUGUCCAAGCUUAAGCACUACUUGCAACACUUCGGUUACAUCACCAACUCCACGUCCAAUUACACUGAUGACUACUUCGACGAUGCCCUCAAAGCCGCCAUCGAGACCUACCAGAAAAACUUCAACCUCAAUGUCACGGGCGAGCUCGACCCACAGACCGUCCAGCAGAUCGUGCGGUCUAGAUGCGGCGUCCCUGAUAUCGUCAAUGGCUCCACGACCAUGAACUCUGGGAAAAAGACGUCAUCGUCUAACAGCACGCACUUCCACACCGUCUCUCACUACAGCUUUUUCCCCGGCACGCCGCGAUGGCCCAACAGCAAGCGGAACCUGACCUACGCGUUCCUGCCUGAAAAUCAGCUCUCAAACGACGUCAAGACCGUGUUCUCUCGCGCCUUCAACCGGUGGUCUAUGGUGACGGCGCUAACAUUCACGCAGACGGAGUCGUUCAACGACGCCGACAUCCAGAUCGCGUUCUUUGUGGGUGACCACUGGGACGGAGAGCCAUUUGACGGUUUACUUGGGACACUGGCCCACGCGUUCUCGCCAACGAACGGACGGCUCCACCUAGACGGCGACGAGAGCUGGGUGGUCUCGGGUGACAUCACCACCUCCUCGUCGACGUCGGCAGUCGACCUCGAGUCGGUGACCGUGCACGAGAUUGGGCAUAUUCUGGGGCUGGGCCACUCCUCGGUGGAGAACGCGAUCAUGUACCCGACGAUUUCGUCUCGGACGAGGAAGGUGGAACUUGCCAAUGAUGAUAUAUUGGGAAUUCAGGAGCUGUACGGAGCCAAUCCCGCUUACAACGGUUCAUCUACAACUCCGGAAGCUCAGAACGAGGGAGGAACCGAUUAUGGUGCAGCCCAGAAAUUGGGUUCUCCAUUGGACCUGAAGUUCGCCGUCGGCAUAGGAUUAUUAUUGUUGUUUUUGUAG
Juglans regia (Persian walnut) is the source of this 1110-nucleotide messenger RNA. Its product is annotated as metalloendoproteinase 2-MMP-like. Lineage: Eukaryota; Viridiplantae; Streptophyta; Magnoliopsida; Fagales; Juglandaceae. Gene Ontology annotation, cellular component: extracellular matrix. Gene Ontology annotation, biological process: proteolysis; extracellular matrix organization; collagen catabolic process. The record is from RefSeq and is a predicted model, not a curated record. Gene Ontology annotation, molecular function: metalloendopeptidase activity; zinc ion binding. The transcript has a single exon. The coding region runs from base 1 to 1110 and encodes 369 amino acids.